UCUGACCUAGCCACGCUCCAAAACACUCCGCCAUUUGUUUCGCUUUUCAGAGUACGUUUUAGAAGGAUCUGUUCAUUUUAUGACUGAUGCGCUUGAAAAAAAUUGAGAAAAACAUUGCGUAUUUGCAAGUGAAGAUUCCCGUUUAACUUCAAAAUGAUGAGCACGAAUGGCUUCAGUACAGAGGAAGACAGCAGAGGUGGGCACGACCAGGUGUGUUGUUUGAUUGACAGUGGAGACCGAUGUUCCAGGCAGGCUGGUAAUGCAAGCUAUAGCAAGAGAAUCCAGAAAACUGUCAUCCAGCGCAAACUCAAACUGGUUCGAGAUGAUAAUGUAUCUCACAUAUACAUCUGUGAUUACCACAAAAACAUGAUACAAAGUGUUCGCAGCAAACGAAAACGCAAGGACAGCGAAGAUGAUCGGAUGUUUGACCAGGAUGAUGAUAUACCAGAGAUUGACUUUUUUCAAAUGCCUGUAAAUGCACUUCGUCGAUACAAGAGACACUUUAAAAUAUCUACCCGACCGGGACUCAACAAAGCACAGUUGGCAGACGCUGUAGGCCGACAUUUCAAGACGAUUCCUGUGAUUGAAAAGGAAGCUCUCACAUUCUUCAUCUACAUGGCCAAAAACUACAAGAGUCGCUUUGACCAGAAGUUCAUGGACGCUGUUCCCAGCUAGUGUGGUGGCGAUGGUGGUGGUGUUUUUUUUUAUUCUGUGCUUAACUAAUGUCCCAUUCACAUAUACAAUAACACCAAUGACGUGAACAUUUGUGACAUGGUGGCAAUUGGUGAAAUGGCAUAUUCUCUAUGACUGGCCCCAUAACAAAAAGCGGAUUCCCUGUAUGUAUACUGAAAUGGUAUGUGAACUACCGAGUGAUUAAUGUCGUAGCUAAAUGUUAUUAGCUCAGGACAAGGGCCUUUGACGAAGCGAUCUCAGUGCUACGAUCACUUAAGAACAUAUGGUAGAUAUACACUAAAGUUGAUGUUAGCGCUACGAUCACCGUAAGAACAUACGGUAGCUAUACACUAAAGUUGAUGUUAGUGCUAAGAUCACUAUAAGAACAUAUGGUAGCUAUACACUAAACCUGAUCUUAGCACUAUGAUCACCUUAAGAACAUACAGUAGCAAUACACUAAAGUUGAUCUUAGCACUACAAUCACCGUAAGAACAUAUAGUAGCUAUACACUAAAGUUGAUCUUAGGGCUAUCGCUUCGUAAAACGGGACCCAUGAUUGUAAGAUGUUCUUGUCUGUCUCCGACCACGUGCUACAUCGUUUGUUUUUCUAAUCAUGUUUUGAGAUCCAUCCUGAAUGAGUUUGAAACUGGAGUGGAUGUGCACAGAGUGGAAAUGAGUGGCUGUUUUGUACAUUAUUUGUUACAUGUCAAGUGCUAUUGUCAGUUUUAACAUAAAUUAUUAAAUAGCAA
Messenger RNA from Gigantopelta aegis, 1420 nucleotides. RefSeq names its product histone deacetylase complex subunit SAP30 homolog. Gene Ontology annotation, biological process: regulation of DNA-templated transcription. Gene Ontology annotation, molecular function: protein binding; transcription coregulator activity. Gene Ontology annotation, cellular component: histone deacetylase complex. Lineage: Eukaryota; Metazoa; Mollusca; Gastropoda; Neomphalida; Peltospiridae. The record is from RefSeq and is a predicted model, not a curated record. Bases 154 to 675 code for a protein of 173 amino acids. The transcript has 5 exons.